Messenger RNA from Fomitopsis serialis, 1549 nucleotides. RefSeq lists its product as uncharacterized. The record is from RefSeq and is a predicted model, not a curated record. Lineage: Eukaryota; Fungi; Basidiomycota; Agaricomycetes; Polyporales; Fomitopsidaceae. Bases 113 to 1249 code for a protein of 378 amino acids. The transcript has 8 exons.
CUCACAGCCGUCUUCUACGAACCAAAGACUCCUCACCACAGUUCAGCGUGCUCCAGGAUAGCGCAGGGAAUCAGGAUACGAUCGACCGUAUCCCACCCGCAGUCAUCUCAACAUGUUCGCGACUCGGAGGCCAUGGCAUACUACCAGCAGGUCGCUGUGUACACGAAGUCAAUUGAGGAGACGUCUCUUGAGCACCUCGAGCCCACCAACUGUGUACUCGCCCAAGGUCCGAGCGUUCCCGUUCGCCAUGCCCGCAGAAGAUGUCCUCCAGGAGGCGAACAUCUUCACAGCCAUGUACUCGUGGAAGUAUGGCAGUAGACCGGAAACCCGCCCCGGAUUAUUUCGCCACUUAUGGUCGCUCGACCUCUUCGACGGCAAUGGCAAUUGGCAAAUGCGACCCAAGAAUGUCCAAGCCGUGUACCUACCUGUCUGGUUGAUUGACUCGGCCGUCACGUUUGAUGCUGAGUAUGAACGACCCUCCGGCUGGCGAUCGGCAUUUGUCAGCGUUUCCUCAGACUUAUCGUACAUGCCAGGCUUCGUAUACGAGCCACUCUCUCGGAUGGCUCUGAACUCACCGGCGUUGUCGACAAGUGCCGCUGUCCCCUUCUCAGAAGACCUCCGCACACAACACGGAACGCAGGUCCUCUGUCUCCCAUUCACACAUACACCAUUCCCUCUGCUCGAGCUCUGUAGUCAGAUGGAGAACAUACGCUGGCCCGUGGGCCCCACAUUUCACAUCAAGCCGCACACUGCGUCAGUUACAAUGAUGGCCGCAUACCCCGUGCUCGUCCCCGUUUAUGUCCUGCAGUACGAACUAAACCUGAUCAACGGUCCUGCAAACUACACCGUAGUAAUGGACGCCGCUUCUACUUCGGGGGGCUACUACAUCAACGACGACUACUUCAGGCUGGUCGCGGAGGGUCUGACCGUCCCCCAAGUGGCCGACACGCGCCUUUCUCUCCUGCUCUCCCCAGUCGGCUGCAUUCUGCAGUUCAUGAAAAGUUUCGCCAACCUCACAUGCGACGUCGUCUCCUCCGGGACAAGGGUCGGAUCCGCGGCGAUCGAGAAGGAGCUCUCUCAGCUGCUCGGAGACGCCGCGUUCACCAAGGGCGCGAUGGAGGCCUACCAGAAACACUUCUUCUCCGACGCGACUUCUUUUCUGCUGAAUCCUCAUGGCCUGUGGACUGGGACGAUCUGCGCAUCCGGGAAUUCACGGACGCAGAGGUUACGAGCAACCAGGCGUGGAUAAGGUUGGACAACACGAGGCAGCGUGUGGCUCUCGAAGUGAUGAAGAUGAAACGCCUUGCGGAAGCGAUGGACAUCACGUUGAAGCACGCUGCCCCGGAGAAACAUCUUAAAGUCUUCGCGGAGUGGGCUCCACGAACCACGCAGGGGAUGAUAGAGCAUCGCGAGAGGGACUACGUGCAGCUGCACGCGAAGACAAACGACAUGAAGCCAGCUUGGCUCAAGGAAUGGGAUGACCGGCCAAACAAAGCCGACAACGGGUUUAGGUAGCGCAGUUCCCUUCCGUGCGGAUAGGACGCUCAGC